This is a messenger RNA of Elaeis guineensis (African oil palm), 2150 nucleotides long. The record is from RefSeq and is a predicted model, not a curated record. NCBI's taxonomy places the organism in Eukaryota, Viridiplantae, Streptophyta, Magnoliopsida, Arecales, Arecaceae.
GCUGUCCGCCGACUUCUUAAUUCGCUAUAAAACGAUUCGCUCCUCGAAGAAUUCCCUUCUGGGUCUAAAUUGGGUCGGGUAUAAUCAGGCACGGAUCCACCCAACCUAGUUGUCCACCGAGCGUCCCUCUCCUCCCCUCCUCCGAAGGAAAAAAAACUAUUAACGCUUCCACAGUCUGAGAUCGUGUGCUCCAUGAUGACCAAGUUUCUUCCUCUCUUCUUCCUUCCCCUUCCAGGAUACUCCUGCGCUCUCUUCUCCUGUUUCUUUCCUCUCAACCGUUCUCCUUCCUAUUUCUUGAUCCCAAGAACUGGUUUUCUUGAUACUAAAAUGUAUUCUAAGAGUUUUUUGGUCCUCCCUACGAUCAUGUUCGUUUCAUUGGAUCCCCGGAAAAACAUUGGAUCGAAACCUAGGGUUUCGCCUUUGAUUAGUAGAAAAAAAACAAGGGCGAAGACUGGUUAUGGCUAAGCAACCUGUGGUCGUUUCUACCAUCCAAAGUGUGCUGCAGAAUUAUUAUGCCCAGAUAAUAAAUCUAAAGCGUCCAAGUAUCAAAAAAGGAUCAAAGCUGGGAAAUCAUUUACUGGUCCUGUUCAUAAAUGUAUUGUUUGUAGACAGAGAAAACAAAGAGGUUAGAGAGCUGCAGUUUGCAAUAUGCAGACGGUGCCCAAAGUCAUACCACAGAAAGUGCUUGCCACGAGAGAUUGCCUUUGAAGAUACAAGAGAAGGUAUUGUACAAAGGGCUUGGGAUGGUCUUCUCCCUAACUGCACCUUGAUGUACUGCCUGAACCAUACAGUUAUGGAAGAGUUAACAACUCUGGUGAGAGACCAUGUUAUAUUUCCUGAUGCUGCUGGAAACAAAAAGAUCAUGGCCAUGCAGGAAAAGGAACUAGAUACUUUGGUGAAGAAGACCAGCGAGGUUUCUGAUGAUUUGUCUAGAGACCAGACUUCUGUAAAUGCAGAAAAGAUUGUAAAAAGCUUCAGUGGUAUGUGCAAGAUGGUGACAUGGUAGUUGACCUGCUGUGAUGCUAAUGCUUUCAGUCAACUGAUGAAAGAAAAACUUGAUGUAUCUGGGAAGAAUUUUUUCAAUUUUGAAAAGAGAGACUGAUUGCAAAUAAAGCCAGGAGAAUUGUCUGUAGGAUCAAAAUUGAUCAUGGUUCUCAAUCCUCCUUUUGGGGUUCAAGCAGAUGUUGCCAACAAGUUAAUUGACAAAGCUCUAACUUUCAAGCCAAAGCUCCUCAUUCUUACUGUUCCUGAAGAGGCCGCGAGACUUGACAGAAAAAGUGAACCAUAUGAUUUCUGAGAGGACAGUGAAAUGCUCUCAGAGAAGUCCUUUCCUUGUCUGGGUCUGUUGAUGUCAAUGACCAUCGAGAGGAGCAGUCAAAGCUCAAACCACCAGUGCUGUAUCUGUGGAGCCACCCGACCUGGACAAAGAUUUACAAGGACAGAGCCAUGGAGCACGGUCACACAUCUACCAAGCACAGACAGCAUGGUGCUGAAGAAGAAAGUCAAAUGCAAGGGCAGGCAAAUGCGCCUCCGGUGGAGGUAGAUGCACAAGAAUGUUGGAGGAAAGAUAUGACUCCAGAUGAGGGUGCAGGAUUUUGUAAGAAGAGACCCUUUUCAGAAAACCAGAAGGGUAUAUCUUGUAAACAACUAAAAUCAAAGCAUAAUCCGCACCAUGCUGAAGAAGGAAGUCAAGUGUAAAGGCAGGCAAAUGUGCUUCCAGUGGAAGGUACAAAAGAAUGAUGUGGCUCCAGAGGAGGAUGCACCAUUUGGUAACAAGAGACCCUCAGCAAACCAUGAGGGCAUAUCUUGUGAAAAACUAUUAUCAAAGAACAAGGCAGAGGUGUCUCGAGUGGAAUUUGGCAUUGGCAACAAUAGGCUUUCCAGUUUAAUGGGUUUGCUCCUGGGCCAUUCCCAUAUAUCCUUAUCCAGGUUCAUCAAAUUGUGGUUUUUCUAUUCUAUAUAUUCGGAACCAUCUUUGUUGAUAGCAUAUUUCUUCGUGAUGGACCCUUCGUUUAAUUUAAUAGGCAUCUUUGCCUGCAUGUAUUAGCAAUUAUGGGUUCUUUUAGGUAGAUAUAUAAUUGGACAAUUUCAUUGUGUGGUGCGUAUUAUUUCUUACUCUAUUUCAUUCCAAUUCUAUGGGAUUCUUUGAA